Molecule: messenger RNA, 1872 nt
Organism: Thunnus maccoyii (southern bluefin tuna)
Lineage: Eukaryota; Metazoa; Chordata; Actinopteri; Scombriformes; Scombridae
Gene: opn8b
Product: opsin 8, group member b
Exons: 4
Coding region: 634-1680 (348 amino acids)
Biological process (GO): visual perception; G protein-coupled receptor signaling pathway
Cellular component (GO): membrane
Molecular function (GO): G protein-coupled receptor activity
Source: RefSeq, a predicted model, not a curated record
AGUUAUCUCCCCCUCCACCUAAAUCUGUAAUGGUGCCUAAGCCAUUAAAGAUUACAUAGCCUUAUCUCAGCCAAAGCAUUUACAUACCAAUGAAGGAGCCACUAGCAGCUACCCAAUUAUCCAUUCAGCACUGGGACCAUACAAAACGAUAAGAUGCAGCAGCAUCACCCAAAAAUAUUGCCUCCAUGAAUGUGAUAAGUGAAUUUAUGAAUGUGUUCUUCUCAUGUUCUCUUGACUACAUUUCCACGUGUUUUUAUUGAAAUAUAAGGUUGUCAAACGGUGAUUUAACACUGUCUUAGAGCGCAUUGUGCUUAAAGUUGCCAGUAUGUUUCUGUUAUCCUUUUCCACUUGUUUGACUUAGCUUAUUUGAAUAAGUCUUACAUGCAGUCACACGGCAGCACUGGAGACGCUGCCCUAAUAGGCUACAUGAUCUCCAUGACGACUCAUCAUCAGCUGGAGCACAGUACACCGUAGCCCUGCGCUGCGCCCUGAGGACUUCUUGCGUCUCUGCUCCCCACUUGAGGACAGAUGGAUCUGACAUCGGAGCGCACCAGCAGCGGCACAGUUUGACUUUUCUCCAUCCCAUGAAAACGGAUCGCUUCUGUCUUAUCCCGGUUAUUGGUCAGGGUUCCAAUGGAUAUCUACUCCUCCACUUUAUCACCUGCGCUAGAUAUCGGCGCAGGAUGUUACCUGCUUAUAUUAGCUGUGCUCUCCAUCCUGGGAAACCUGCUGGUCCUCAUUAUGGCAUUCAAAAGGUCAUCAAGGAUGAAGCCACCAGAGCUACUGAGUGUUAAUCUGGCAGUGACAGACCUAGGGGCCGCUGUCACCAUGUACCCCCUGGCUGUGGCCUCUGCCUGGAGCCACCGAUGGCUCGGGGGAGAUGUUACCUGUAUUUAUUAUGGCCUGGCAGGAUUCUUCUUUGGCGUGGCCAGCAUCAUGAACCUGACUAUCUUGGCCAUAGUGCGCUUCAUUGUGUCCCUCAAUCUGCAGUCUCCCAAGGAGAAAAUCAGCUGGAGGAAGGUGAAGAUGCUGUGCUUGUGGACGUGGCUGUACGCAUUGCUCUGGGCUCUGUUCCCCUUACUGGGCUGGGGGCGGUACGGCCCGGAGCCCUUCGGCCUGUCUUGCUCUCUUGCCUGGGGACAAAUGAAGCAUGAAGGCUUCUCUUUCGUCAUCUCCAUGUUCUCUUUCAACCUCAUCAUGCCUUCUGUCAUCAUCACCUGCUGCUAUUUUGGCAUCGCCAUCAAGCUGUAUUACACCUACAAAAAGGCGAUGAACAACAGCAACCGAAUCCCCAACAUUGUCAAGCUCCAUCGAAGGCUGUUAAUAAUCGCUGUUUUGAUCAGUGUAGGCUUCAUAGGCUGCUGGGCUCCAUAUGGUGUGUUAAGCCUAUGGUCAGUUUUGCGUGACAGUAGCACCAUCCCGCCUGAAGUCACUCUGCUGCCGUGUAUGUUUGCAAAGAGCUCCACUGUAUACAAUCCCAUAAUCUACUACAUCUUCAGCCAGAGCUUCAAAAGCGAGGUAAAGCAGAUGCGCUGGCUGUGUCUAGGCUGCAAUCCAAGCCACUCCAACGGCAUCAAUGACAACAGCAUUUAUUUGGUCAGCACUGGCAUGAAACCAAAGGUAGCUGCCCGGUCUACUUUUCAGGAGAUCAUGGAGCCAAAGACAGAGACUUUGGAUUGAAAGACUUGAUUGUUUCUUCGGACAUGCUUCAGAGGAAAGAAUUUACUUCUCAACAAACACUUUUUUGUGCUCUUAACUGUAAAGAAAAAAACAAAUUAGUGGUCUCAUCAUGGGCACCUGGUUAUGUUUUAAACUGAGGGAGCAAACUUGGAAAGAUACAUAAUUUGGGGGGUCUGGGGGUCCUCGAUCCCU